AUGAAACAAUCACCAAUUCAUGAUGAAGCCUUUACAACAACUAAUCCAUGUAUAGAAUCGACUAAUCCAACAGAAGCAUCAUCAACACAUAUGGAAGAUGAAGAUUCUCUAUCGAGCCAUUCCUCUUACACAAUAAUGGAACAAGAAAGUGGUAUCAUUGACCCAACAUCCAAUCAAUCUUCAAUUAUUAUUGGUGGACAACCUAAUUCAGGUGCAAGUGAAGAAGAAUUACUUGCCAUGAUAAGUGAUGAUACAAUUUCUUCUUCCAGUGUUGCAAGUAGUGGAGGUGGCACAAUUUUCAUUCCAGCUGAUAUUUAUGAUGAUGAUUCUGAUGGUGAAAUAAUUGUGGCAAGCGAAGCUACUUUUAUACCAGUUGUGAAUCCAUCAACUGGUCAUUUGAAUAAUUCUCUUCUUUCUGGAGUACAUUUUCCAAACCAAAACUUGUAUUUCACUUCUAAAAAUGGUACAACCUUUAGGUUUAUUCCGUUUUUAGAAUUAGUUCAAGAGUUAAAUAAUGAUAAUACUUGGUCUAAUGUACAAUUUACAACAGAGAAUCCACAAAACAAUUUUGAAAAGAAUAAUUCUUCAAGUAGUACAACUACUACCAACACUUCUACCAGUAAUAGUGAUAUUGCUACUCGAUGUGCUAGUAGUUCUUCUACAAAUCAAGAUAAUAUUGUUGUUUCUGAUCAAACAACAGCCAUAACGACUACCCAAACUGGUUCAAAUUCUACAUCAAACAAGAGAAAGAGAGAUGAAGAAGUUGAAUGUGAAAAGAAGGUGAAAAUGUCUUCUCUUGAACUUGUAGACUUACCAGUCCAUAUCAAACUGAAAAUCCUAGGUUACUUACACGUUCCAUUUAUGGAAUGUUAUAGCAAUUAUCAAACUUACGAACUCAAUAUUUCUCGUAUUUUUGGUAAAUUUAAAAACGAUCCUUUUUCCACAAUUUAUUUAAUGUACACAAGCUUGGGCAUGAAGUUGAAACAACAACAUGGUGGUGUUUUACCAAUUGCUAAGCGUACUAAAGAUUUGAGAAUUCUUGUUGACCCAAAGAUUGCCAAUCUUGAUUUUAUUAGUGGGUUUACAUAUUUGCAAAAGUUGAGCAUUUGGCUGACAGAUUCUAAUUUGAUGAAUUUGUUCCAAAAGCAAGCUGUUUUAUUCCCUAAAAUAGUUUACUUGAGUUUGGUGUUAUUUAAUGAUUUGUCUGAUACACAUUACAGUGAGACAUUCCUUAAAAUGCCAAAUUUGAGAACUUUGCAGAUUUUCUCUGAUUUGGAGAGAUGCUCCAUCAAGGCAAAGGUUAACUUGCCACCACGUUUGACAACUUUAAGAUUAUUGAAUUAUGAGUUUAUUGAUUUUUCAUUCCUCUGUCAUAAUACUCAAAUUACUUCAUUGACAGUUGUUGAUUCCUGUAACUUGUCUAAUAUUGACAAGAUAUCUUCCUUAACACAACUAAAGAGAUUAAAGAUCAAUGAAGAAGAAACAAUGGAUGGAAGAAACUUGGAUUUGAACGCAAUUUUCCAAUUGGAAACAUUAGAACGAUUGUCAAUUCCUUUGGUUUCAUUCAAAUAUCGUUUGAAUGGGUUGACGAAAUUGCACUCUUUACGUAUUCAUAUUGGUGACGAUUUAAAUCUCACUCAAAUUGAGAAAUAUGCUAAUUACAUUUUAGAAUGUAAGAGCUUGAAGAUAUUCAAAUUUGAAAUGUCUGAAGAUUGUCCAGCUCAAAUUCAAAACAAAUUCUUAGACGUUUUAUCAAAGCAUUCAUCUAUCGAAUAUUUAAAGACAAGUUCACUCAUUACUUCAAGCCAAGUAAUCAAAUACAUAUUCCAGAAUAAUAGAUUCCCUGCUCUUAAAGAGAUUGAUUUUUCAAAUGCUGAAGAUUUAACCAUUGAACCUUUCAAACUCUUAAUAGAUACCCAAUUGUUUAAGAAACAAUUUAAUCGAGUAAUAUUACCAAUGAAUUUUAACUCUUCAAUUGAAGAAUGUUUUGGAGCAUUGCUUCCAAACACCAAAUUCAGUGAAGAUUUCAAAGACAGUUACGAAUAUUUUGAUGUUUGUGACUUUGACGAUGAUGACUCUGAUGAUGAAGAUACACGUUCCAUAAUUUCUGAACUAAUGUCAAAUGCUGAUGGAGCAAGUUAUUAUGAUGACGAUUCUGAUUCUGAGGACGAUCAACUUUUGGAACAUUUAAUCGGCCACUAA
Naegleria gruberi is the source of this 2202-nucleotide messenger RNA. RefSeq lists its product as uncharacterized. NCBI's taxonomy places the organism in Eukaryota, Heterolobosea, Eutetramitea, Acrasida, Naegleriidae. The coding region runs from base 1 to 2202 and encodes 733 amino acids. The transcript has a single exon. The record is from RefSeq and is a predicted model, not a curated record.